Messenger RNA from Misgurnus anguillicaudatus (oriental weatherfish), 1597 nucleotides. The record is from RefSeq and is a predicted model, not a curated record. NCBI's taxonomy places the organism in Eukaryota, Metazoa, Chordata, Actinopteri, Cypriniformes, Cobitidae.
UAUAAAUACACUUUACAGGUCUCAUUUUACUAAUUUUUUACCUUAACUGAGGAACUUCUUUGAUACUUUUGAUUUCAUCUUUUACAAUGUUUAACAGAAUGGUUCUGACUGCAAAGACACUGUUGGUCCUCUGCAUGCUCAUUGGAGGCUUACAGGCUUUUCCCUCUCGUAUCACCACAGAAGAUCAAAAAGCUGAUGGGAGUUUUGAGAGAGUAAGACGAGAAACUCAUGCAACUUCAUUGAAUAAAACACAUGAUUUUUCUGUGGUACCACAGGUCUUGGAUGUUACUCCACCAGUGUGUCGUCUGUUAAAUGAGAGUUUGUAUUGUCCUAUUCCUUGUGGAAAUGCAAUCUGGGAAGCGAGUUAUAUCAUGUCAGAUGGCAAUGGUUCGGGAAUCGAUUACCCUUCCGUUACCACAACUGGUUCUGGUCAGCUUAAUGUUACAGCAGAUACAACUACUGAUGAAAAUGGAUAUAUUACAACUCUCCUUACAUGCCGUGGCUCCUGCUGCCUCAAUGAUGUGGAAAUUACUGUGAUUGACAAGGCAGGAAAUAAAGGAAAAUGCCCAUUUAAUAUGCGUUACCCUUUAACUACACUCACACCAAUGACUACAUCCAGUAGCCCCACCUUAACUAUCUCUACUGGGUCGAGCUUAAUACUGUUAACAAUAAAGGCCAUGCUUUUCUGAGAUUUUUCAUGCUCAACACAUUCAGUCAAAUAAUACUUACUUAGUUUUUAUGAUUUUAUAUAGUUUAUUUUUGUUGUUGUGAAGCUUGGAGAAAAAUCUCCCACCAUAGUUUAACUAUACAUAUGCUGAGUGACCACAAAACCAGUCUUAAGUCACACAGGUAUAUUUAUAGACAAUACAUUGUAUGGGUUAAAAUUAUAUUUUUUUUGUGCAAAAAAUCAUUAGGAUAUUCAGCAAAGAUCACGUUCCAGAUAUUUUGUAAUAUAUCAAAACGAGUGGAUGCAGUAAGGACUUUAUUUGGACAACUUUUUAAUAAAUUAACGCAGCAAAGAAUUUUUUUACAGCGCAAAUCCAUUUUUAAAAAAUUUACCCUUAUGAUUGGUUUUGUGGUCCAGGCCAGGGUCAUAUAUAAAAAUCUGACUGAUGCUUUACUGCAUUUUAUUUGCUGCAUAUUAUUGCUGCUUCAUUUAUUUGAACUUUUUAAUAUUAACUUUAUGAAGCAUCAGUUUAAGUGUUAAUUCAUAAAAUGGUUAUGAUGAAGUAUUAUUGUGACAUUAUUUGAAAGAUUAUUAUAGUACUCAGAUCCUAAAGCUAUUUCUUUUAAAGAUGUGGAUCACGGCGAACACUUAAUGCAUGCUGUAACAUUUUUAUGUCACAACUGACAAAGACUUUAAAAAAUCUAAUAGUUUAAUAAAAGGUACAAAUUAGAUGUUUUGCAAUGGAAACUAAAGAUUUACGUACCACUUUCUGCUUAAGAGAUAUCAAGCGGUGUUAGACUUAUUUACUAAUUGUAAAAUUUUGCAGGAAUUUACUACAGCUCAUUGUAAUUUCUGAAUAUCCAUAUGUAACAAGAUUCAUAACCAAUGCAAUUUUUAGGAACAUGAGACAAAUAAAAGUGUGUGCAAAAG